AUUAAUUAAUUUUUAAUUAAUUUCAAACAACAACAAUGGCUGGUAUGUCAGUAUGUAAGGAACGGAUGCAGAAGCGUAUUGAGAAACGACAGGGAAAUCUCGAUGACAUACUAGUGUUUGAUGAGGACAUACCCCGUGAGGCCAGGCUAUCGUUUGUUGAUUUUGCACCCACUGUUAAACAUACCAGAGAUGGUAACAACAAAAGCGUUGACUAUUAUGCACUCGUCGACUACGCUAACAAAUGGCUAGAGAGGACAGGUAGCCGAUGGGAUGUAGUCAACUGUGAAACAGUAUCGGCAAUCAUACAGUUGGUUAUUGAACGGGGAGAAGCUAUUAGCAAACAGAUACUGAUUGUCUACCGAAGCAACGAACUAACGGAUGUACCGGGAGGUGCGGCACCGCCCGGUCGGGUAACGGCCAACUAUCGGGUAACUAUGUUGCGCCUAUGGAUACGGCCAGCAGUCCAACAGCAGCCGUACGGCAAUCAACCAAUAAUUAUACAGUUUAGCGAUUAUAAACCCGAACAACAAGUGGUGGGCAACGGCGGGGGCGGCGGCGGCGGCGGUGGUGGCGAUGAUAAGUGUUUAGAAACUAUCGAUGAUGUGGUCAGACGUUUGAACGAUGACGACACGAUCAAUGGCCGUAUACUUAAUGUACAGACCGUAGGUUUUACGGCAACAUCGGAUGGCCAGUUAGAUACCGGGUAUACACAAUCGACUCAGUGGUCGGCCCGUACGGUAUAUGUGUUGCGUGUAUUUUAUUUGUUGGGCGGCCGCCAGGAUGGCCUGGUAUCGGUCAUCGACUUUAUGCCCGAUUUGAUUGAAAAGGGUUCGAUGUUUCGUAGGCCAAAAUACGAGUCACAGUCGGCACUGGUAGGUAAGGCCUACAAGUGGUUGACAGCCAACAGUGGCGUCCAGUUUCUGAACGCCGAAUCGGUGGACAUGAAACUCAAGUCAUCUAACAAACAAAUGUCUAUAGCAAGAGAUACCGGUGAUUACAUACGAUUUUUGAGGAUAGCCUAUAUUAAAGGUCGGGCCAAUGGUACCGGUGCUGCCGGUGCCGGUGCUGUGGACGUACAGCCACCGUCAGAGUCACACAACAACAACAACAAUAAGCAGCCCCUGUAUCUGGAAAGUCGGACUAUUGUAUUGCAUAAAAACUAUGCGGAACUUAAGCGCACAAUUGCCGACUAUGUAUCCGGGGAUCAAUGGUCGGCCGCUGCCAACGGUGCUGUCGUCGGUAACCAACAACAACAGUGGCUAAUAAACAGUUGCGAAACUGUUACAGUAUUUUCUAGCAAUGGUAACCGUCCGGCACUUGAAGCCAAUGGCGAUCAAUCGUUUCAGACACUAAUGGUGUCCAAUAUGUCGGUCAACAAAACUGAAUACUAUGCCAUCCGUCUAUAUUUUGAUGGUAAAGAUCCUAAUAAGGAGUACCCAACCACCAGUGGUGGUGAUACCGGUGCCGCCAACACUGAUGGCACCGUUAGCCGUAAGUCGACGUGUAAAGUAUGCUAA
Messenger RNA from Oppia nitens, 1517 nucleotides. RefSeq lists its product as uncharacterized. The transcript has 3 exons. The record is from RefSeq and is a predicted model, not a curated record. Bases 36 to 1517 code for a protein of 493 amino acids. Lineage: Eukaryota; Metazoa; Arthropoda; Arachnida; Sarcoptiformes; Oppiidae.